AUGAACAGGCCUAGUGCUUCCCUCCCACCAGGGUUCAGAUUCCAUCCUACAGAUGAAGAGCUCAUCAUCCAUUAUCUAAAGCAGAAGGCCUCGCCUUCAUCAAAUCCGCCAAUCUUAAUAAUAGCUGAUGUCAAUAUCUACAAGUUCAAUCCGUGGGAACUUCCCGAUAAGGCUUUUUUGGGGGAAAAUGAGUGGUUUUUCUUUAGUCCAAGAGAUAAAAAGUAUCCGAAUGGAACACGUCCGAAUAGAACAGCUGCAUCUGGCUACUGGAAAGCCACUGGAACCGAUAAACCAAUCAUCAGCUCUGUUGGAUCUCAAUGUCUUGGAAUGAAAAAAGCUCUUGUAUUUUACAAAGGACGUCCUCCGAAGGGUGUAAAAACUGAUUGGAUGAUGACCGAGUACAUGCUUCUUGAUGAUUACUUUUCAUCCCGAAGGCCAAAAGAAUCCAUGCGAUUGGAUGACUGGGUUCUAUGUCGAGUCCGGCAGAAAUGCAAGGUUCCCCAACAACUCGGAGGAAGAAACUAUAGCAGUUCUAGCUGUUCCCCUCCAUUCCGUGGGCACUUACAAGGUCAAGAGAUGACAAUAGAGAACACCAAUAUUCCGCAUGGAAAUCAUAAGUUACCUGCAGAGUAUCAAAUGUCUCCCCUGGAAAGUGAAGAACUAGAUGAAAAGGGACAGAUAAUGGAUUUCCAAGAAGGCUCUCCAGAGUACUCACUUUCCAACUCUCCAAAAACCAUUGAUUCUAAUGUCAGAGACGUGCUCAAAUCCAUUGAAAGGGAACUCUCCGUUGGAGCUUUGGAUGAAUUGUUGCCAUCACAACCAGAGAAACGAUUGAAGGUUUCCGCUCCAGAUAACAGUCCUGGCAACGGAUCCGUUUUCCAAAUUUCUUCCCCCGCCCCAUCCGCUUCAUACCAACAGCAUUUCUCAGAGUUCUAAUCCAUUACAGCAGUCCCCUCCCCUGAGGCGGCUGAGGGUUUCAUAUCAAGGAAAGGAACUAUUCAUGUUCUUACACUAACAAUAAUAACGUUUGAUUUGCUUCAACAUACAGAGUUAAAGAGUAAAAGAUACUUCGAUUUAAAAAGCAAUAAAAGAGAAAGAAGAAAAUGGCAAGUGAGAUUUUGUUGUUCCAAACAGUUCUCCAAUGCUUCAAAAGAGGUGAACCAUGUAUGAUUUCGGUUGAAUGAAGAAAUUUCAUGUUUCAAAUGACAACUGGACAUGGCUGGAACACUAUAUGAUCCCACGUUGCUCUCAUAUCUAAAUAAUGAAAUGAUUCUCUUAUAUAA
Molecule: messenger RNA, 1283 nt
Organism: Theobroma umbraticum
Lineage: Eukaryota; Viridiplantae; Streptophyta; Magnoliopsida; Malvales; Malvaceae
Product: NAC domain-containing protein 2-like
Biological process (GO): regulation of DNA-templated transcription
Molecular function (GO): DNA binding
Source: RefSeq, a predicted model, not a curated record